Colossoma macropomum (tambaqui) is the source of this 7540-nucleotide messenger RNA. It is a transcript of the gene abca4a, whose product is annotated as ATP-binding cassette, sub-family A (ABC1), member 4a. Gene Ontology annotation, biological process: transmembrane transport; lipid transport. The record is from RefSeq and is a predicted model, not a curated record. The transcript is spliced from 50 exons. Gene Ontology annotation, molecular function: lipid carrier activity; ABC-type transporter activity; ATP hydrolysis activity. Gene Ontology annotation, cellular component: intracellular membrane-bounded organelle; membrane. Bases 195 to 7118 code for a protein of 2307 amino acids. NCBI's taxonomy places the organism in Eukaryota, Metazoa, Chordata, Actinopteri, Characiformes, Serrasalmidae.
ACAGCCCUUUGUGCUGUGAGACUCUCAGAGCCAUUAAAGUGCGCUUAAGCUGAGAAGUUAGUGGUUUUACUGCCCAGCUGUGGACUCGUAUCGGUCACAUAGCGAAACUGUGAGGUCAGUGGGAGCUGGGCUACGUGACAGGCUGAGUGACGGUGACCUGUAGCAGAACCCUGAGGGGGGUUAGGGGUGGAGACAUGGCGAGAAUCAGCCAGGUCCGGCUCCUGCUGUGGAAAAACUGGACUGUCCGAAAGAGGCAGAAGAUGCGCUUCUUCAUGGAGAUCAUGUGGCCAGUCAUGCUGUUCAUCGGGCUCGUCUGGUUAAGGAAAGCUAAUCCACUGUACCGUCAGCAUGAAUGUCAUUUUCCAAACAAAGCCAUGCCCUCUGCUGGAAUCCUCCCGUGGAUCCAGGGGAUCUUUUGCAAUGCCAACAACCCCUGCUUCCAGCACCCAACCCGCGGAGAGUCUCCCGGCUUUGUGUCCAACUACAACAACUCCAUUCUGGCUCGUUUCUGGGCAGACACACAGGAGCUCCUUCUGAGUGACCCCGAGUUCCUGCAGCUGGGGAGAGUGUGGAGUGAGCUGACCACCAUGAGCAAGUUCAUGAGAACUCUCCGGAUACAUCCUGAAUGGAUUGAAGGUCUGGGGAUCACAGUGGAGGACAUUCUGAAGGACGACGAAAUGCUCACCUCUUAUCUGCUGCGAGACAUUCCUCUCUCAGCGUCUGUGGUCAAUCAACUGGUCAAAGCCAAGAUCAGACCAGAACAGUUUGCCUAUGGUGUUCCUGACCUUAGGCUGAGGGAUAUCUCCUGCAGUCAGGCUCUUCUGGAGCGUUUCUUGAUCUUCCCGAGCCGUCGGGGCGUCUACGCCGUCCUCAAUGCCCUGUGCCCCCUUAAACCUCAUCAGCUGGAGAGCAUUGAGGAGAAGUUUUACACCAACGUGGACCUGUUUAAACUUCUGCGUCUGCUCCCGCGUCUUCUGGAUGAAUACUCCAGCGGCAUUGACCUGCACUUCUGGGCCCGUGCGCUGUCUGCUGUGUCCGGAAAGCUCAGAGUGUUAUUUGAGAGGAGCAGUUUCAAAGAGCUUGUUCAGGUGCUGUGGCCCCUGUUCCAGUCCCCGGGAAACCCCUCCUUCAGCCAGCUGAUGGCCGCCGCCUCCAGCCUAAUCUGCGGCUACACGGAGGGAGCUUUUUCCAGAGUGACCUCCUUCAACUGGUACGAAGACAACAACUACAAGGCCUUUCUGGGCAUCAACAACACCCGGAGCCAGGGAGAACACUCCUAUGACCCCUCCGCUACUUCAUUUUGUAAUAAUGUUAUGAAGGAUUUGGAGUCUAGUCCGGCAACCAGGCUUGUGUGGAACACGCUGAAGCCGUUCCUGAUGGGGAAGAUCCUGUACAGUCCUGACUCACCCGCCAUCCGUCAGCUCAUCAAGAACGCCAACUCCACGUUUGAGGAGCUGGAGAGAUUGAGGAACAUCAUCAGGUCGUGGGAGGAGGUGGGUCCACAGCUGUGGGACUUCUUCCAGGACAACAUCCAGAUGGACAUGCUACGGGACAUCAUGAGGAACCCCUCAGUGAUGGACUACAUGGACCGGGGUCUGAAGGACAGCAAGCUGACUGUCAGGCACAUCCUCAACUUCCUGUACACCGGCCCGGAGGAGGAGCGGGACGCCGGCAUGGUCCGCUUUGACUGGAGGAACAUCUUCAACCUGACUGACAGAGCGCUGCGGAUGAUCAGUCAGUAUGGAGAGUGUCUAGUUCUGGAUAAGUUCGUGGGUCUCCCGGAUGAGAACCAGCUGACCCACCAAGCUCUGGACCUGAUCUCUGAGAAUAAGUUUUGGGCCGGCCUGGUCUUUGUGGACAUGCACCCCUGGACCACCAAAAUCCCUCCCCAUGUCAAGUUCAAGAUCCGCAUGGACAUCGACGCUGUGGAGCGCACCAACAAGAUCAAAGACAGGUACUGGGAUCCUGGUCCUCGAGCUGACCCCAUGGAUGACCUCCGCUAUGUGUGGGGAGGGUUUGCCUAUCUGCAGGAUAUGGUGGAGCAAGCGGUCAUAAAGACCCACACGGGGAAAGAAUGGCCUCUGGGCGUCUAUCUGCAGCAGAUGCCUUACCCAUGCUAUGUGGAUGACCUGUUCAUGCUGACGCUGAGCCGCUGUUUCCCCAUCUUCAUUGUGCUGGCGUGGGUGUACUCGGUCUCCAUGAUGGUGAAGAGCAUCGUGCUGGAGAAGGAGAUGAGGCUGAAGGAGACCCUGAAGGCCAUGGGCGUCACUAACGAGGUUCUCUGGUGCGCCUGGUUCAUCGACAGCUUCCUCAUGAUGGCCGCCAGCACCGCCCUUCUCACUGCCAUCAUCAUGGGAGGGAAGGUUCUGAACUACAGCAAUCCCAUCAUCCUCUUCCUCUUCCUCCUCACCUUCACCACGGCCACCAUCAUGCAGUGUUUCCUGAUGACUGUUUUCUUCAACAAGGCCAACUUGGCGGCGGCCUGCAGCGGGAUCCUCUACUUCAGCUUCUAUCUACCCCACCUUGCCUGCUUCACCUGGCAAGACCGCAUCACCAAGGACAUGAAGAUCAUGGCAAGCCUGCUCUCCCAGGUGGCGUUCGGUUUUGGGACGGAGUACCUCUCCCGCUAUGAAGAGCAGGGCCUGGGGCUGCAGUGGGACAAUAUUCACACCAGCCCACUAGAAGGAGAUGAGUUUUCCUUCCACACCUCCAUCAUCAUGAUGCUGCUGGACACUGUGCUCUAUGCUGUUCUUGCCUGGUAUCUCGACAGUGUGUUCCCAGGACAGUACGGCAUUGGCAGACCUUUUUAUUUCCCUAUUCAGCCAUCCUAUUGGCUGAACCUCACUGAUUCUCCAAAACCAGACCCUGAGAAGCCAGAGGUGGUGAGUCCAGCAACUGACAACACAGCAAAGCAAGUUGAAGAAAAUGCUAAUAAUCUUGCCCAACCUAAUGAGGAGCAGAAGGUCCAACCUCCGGAACCACCGGCAUCCUGCAAACAUGGAGAGCGACGGGAGAAACUGGAGCUGCACAAAAAGCUGGAUGAGGAGGAAAGCAGUUACCAGAACCAGAGUAUUAUGUCUGGAGAGAAGAUGUUCUUUGAAGCAGAGCCGAGCGGCCUGGUGGUGGGUGUGCGUGUGGAGAACUUGGUCAAAAUGUUCAGCGGCAGCUCCAAACCUGCUGUGGAUGGCCUGAGCAUCACCUUCUACGAAGGCCAAAUCACUGCCUUCCUCGGUCAUAACGGAGCCGGGAAGACAACCACCAUGUCUAUACUUACUGGAUUGUUCCCUCCUACUUCGGGCACGGCCUACAUCUAUGGCAGGGACAUUCGCACAGAAAUGGACACGAUCCGCCAGUCUCUGGGCAUGUGCCCUCAGCACAACAUCAUCUUCCACCACAUGACGGUAGCUGAGCACAUCCUGUUCUACUCUCUGCUGAAGGGUCGGCCGCUAGCCGAGGCUCAGCAGGAGGUGGAGAACAUGCUGGAAGACUUUGGCUUACCACACAAGAGAAACGAACAGACCCAGAACCUCUCAGGAGGGCUGCAGAGGAAGCUGUCUGUUGCCAUGGCAUUUGUGGGUGGAGCUAAAGUGGUUUUCCUGGACGAGCCGACUUCAGGGGUGGAUCCGUAUUCCAGACGCUCCAUCUGGGACCUGCUGCUCAAAUACCGCCCAGGUCGUACUGUGAUCCUCUCUACGCACCACAUGGAUGAGGCUGACCUGCUGAGCGACCGCGUGGCUAUAAUAUCUCAAGGCCGCCUGCACUGCUGCGGCUCUCCGCUCUUCCUCAAGAGCAUGCUGGGGGCUGGAUUCUACCUCACACUCGUCCGCCGCAUGAAGGACGACACACUGUCCACCAGGAAGGAGGGCCAGUGUGAUUGUAAGGAUGAAUGCUCCUGUAAGUGCUCCGUCUGUACAGAAUAUAAAGACAGCGUUUGCACCCAGCCCAAAGCCACCGGACGACAGAUGGACGGGGAUGUGGACACCAUCACAACUCUGGUGCACCACCAUGUGCCUGAGGCCAGGCUGGUCGAGGCUGUGGGGCAGGAGCUGACCUUCCUGCUGCCCAGUCGGGGCUUUAAACACCGGGCUUACGCCAGCCUCUUCAGGGAGCUGGAGGAAACGCUGGCGGACAUCGGCCUCAGCAGCUUUGGAGUGUCCGACACAUCACUGGAGGAGAUCUUUCUAAAAGUCACAGCUGAAGGAGAAACCGCUCAUGGAAAAUCAGUAUCUGACAUGAAGGCAUGCGUUAAUGGUCAGACGCUCUCCAACGGCUCGGCCAGCAGAGGGGGCGAAGGCUCCAGGCAGGUGAAAGGUGUGUCUCUGGUGGUGAAGCAGUUCUUUGCUCUGCUCAUCAAGCGGUUCCACCACACCACGCGCUCUGGGAAGGAUUUCCUCGCCCAGAUUGUUCUGCCAGCCAGUUUUGUUCUGGUUUCUCUGAUGUUCACCCUCAUCGUCCCCCCGUUUGGAGAGUAUCCCAGCCUGACCCUGAGCCCGUGGAUGUACGGCCGACAGUUUACUUUCUUCAGUAACGAGCAGAUGGAGAUGGUGGACAUGAAGUAUUUUGCUGAUGUGCUUUUAAACAGGCCUGGAUUCGGGACACGCUGCAUGGUGGAUGAACCUCUAAAGGAGUACCCGUGCAAUAACAUCACUACAGAGUGGGAGACGCCCCUGGUCAACCCUGCUCUUAUCGACAUGUUGGCCGAUCCGCAGUGGACGGAGCUCAGGCCGUCUCCAGACUGUCAGUGCAGCACUCCCAGCAAACUCACCAUGUUGCCUGUUUGCCCUGAGGGAGCAGGGGGGCUGCCCCCACCACAGAGAAUUCAGUCUACUGGUGAUGUACUAAUAGAUUUAACUGGGAGGAACAUUUCGGACUAUCUGGUGAAGACUUACCCAACGCUCAUCAGAACAAGUUUGAAGAGCAAGUACUGGGUGAACGAACAAAGGUACGGAGGCAUUUCUGUAGGGGGGCGGCUGCCUGUCGUGGGUGUGAGCCCCAAAAUGAUUCAAGACACUGCAGAAGAAAUGGGACGGCUGCUUAACAUAACAGGGGGAAAACACUUAAAAGUCGCUCUCAGGGAUAUUGGUACGUUCCUAAGAUAUAUGGAAACUGAAUAUAAUGUCAAGGUGUGGUAUAACAAUAAAGGUUGGCAUGCCGUGGUGGCCUUCCUGAACGUGGCCAACAACGCCAUCCUCAGAGCCAACCUUCCCACCAAUGCCAACCCCAGCGAAUACGGCAUCACCGUGAUCAAUCACCCGCUCAACCUCACCAAAGAGCAGCUCUCCGAGGUCACCGUCCUGACCACCUCAGUGGACGCUGUGGUGGCCAUGUGCGUGAUCUUUGCCAUGUCCUUCGUGCCAGCCAGUUUUGUCCUGUACCUGAUCCAGGAGAGGGUGACCCAGGCCAAGCAUCUGCAGUUUGUGAGCGGGGUCAGUCCGCUGGUCUACUGGACAGCCAACUUCCUCUGGGACAUGAUCAGCUACUCUGUCAGUGUGGCCCUGGUCGUGAAGAUUUUUAUCAACUUUGAUAAAAAGUGCUACACCUCCCCUGCGAACCUGCACGCGCUGAUAGCCCUGCUGAUGCUGUAUGGCUGGUCCGUCACUCCGAUGAUGUAUCCCAUGUCGUAUGUGUUCAGCGUCCCCAGUACAGCCUAUGUGUCUCUGUCCUGCCUUAACCUGUUCAUUGGGAUCAAUAGCAGCGCUAUCACCUUCAUCCUGGACCUGUUCGACAGCACAACCACUCUGUAUAUGUUUAAUCAGAUGCUGAAGAAAGUGCUUCUGAUCUUUCCUCACUUCUGUCUGGGCCGAGGUCUGAUAGACAUGGCCGUAAACCAGGCAGUGAUGGAUGUCUAUGCACGCUUUGGAGAGGACUACAGCCUGGACCCCUUUAGCUGGGACUUUGUGGGGAAGAAUGUGGCGUUCAUGGCUGCGGAGGGUUUCGUCUACUUUAUUCUGAACAUGCUUAUCCAGUACCGGUUCUUCCUCGAACACUGGAUGCCGGACUGUAAGAAGCCGCUGGUGAUGGACGAGGAUCUGGACGUGGCUGAAGAGAGAGAGAGGAUCUACAGAGGAGGGAGCAGCAGUGACAUCCUGCACAUCAAAGACUUAUCCAAGACGUACUCUGGGGGCACUAAACCGGCGGUGGACAGGAUCUGUGUGGGAGUGUCUCCAGGAGAGUGCUUUGGGCUUCUGGGUGUCAACGGUGCUGGGAAAACAACCACGUUCAAAAUGCUCACUGGGGACAUCGACGUGAGCUCAGGGGAGGCUGCUGUCACUGGUUAUAGCAUCCUGACCAACAUCCUGGAUGUGUAUCAGAACAUGGGUUACUGUCCUCAGUUUGAUGCCAUAGAUGAUCUGCUGACCGGCAGAGAACAUCUACAUCUCUACGCGCGGCUCAGAGGAGUCCCAGAGUCCGAGAUCAGCAGGGUGGCUGACUGGGCGAUCCAGAAGCUGGGUCUGUUUCAGUACGCGGGUUACAGUGCUGGAACCUACAGCGGGGGAAACAAGCGCAAGCUGUCCACUGCAAUCGCCAUGAUCGGCUGUCCUGCUCUCGUACUGCUGGACGAGCCGACCACUGGAAUGGACCCCCACUCUCGGCGCUUCCUGUGGAACUCCAUUAUGAGUGUGAUUCAGGACGGGAGGGCUGUGGUUCUCACAUCUCAUAGUAUGGAAGAAUGUGAGGCCCUCUGCACACGUUUGGCCAUCAUGGUGAACGGGACCUUCAAGUGUCUGGGCACCAUUCAGCACCUCAAAUACAAAUUUGGCGACGGUUAUGUGGUCACCAUGAAGAUCAGGGCAGCUAAAGCAGGCACGGUGCCAGACCUGAACCCAGCCGAGGCCUUUAUGGAGAACACGUUCCCGGGCUGUGUCCAGCGGGAGAAACACUACAACACCCUGCAGUAUGAAGUGGCCUCCUCCUCUCUCGCCCGCAUAUUCCAGCUAGUCCUGACCAACAAGGAGAAACUCAACAUCGAGGAUUACUCCGUGACCCAGACGACACUGGACCAGGUGUUUGUGAACUUUGCCAAGCAGCAGUCUGGAGAGGAAGACGCCAUAGUGCUUCAUCCACGGGCUGCAGGGGCCAGAUGGAACAGAGUCAUGCCUGAGAAAGUGACCACCUGAGGAGGCUGAUUGAAAACGUGCUUGGUACUAAAAAGCCUGGCAAACCGUCGUAUCCGAGAGAAAAGAAGAGAUUUUUCAGGUUGUUCUGUGAGACUUUGUUUUGCUGCACACUUUCCUCGCUUGGCCUUCCAUAGUUAUGCAACUGAAGCUGCAACCAUAUAGACAUCCAAAAAAAAAGACACACAGGGUAGCCUGCCAAAUACAGUAGCACUUUAUUGACUUUUUUACCAAUCUAUUUUUUUAUCGAACAAUAGAUCAUUGCAAAUCCUCUUGCGGUUAUGAAAUGCAUAUUGCAUUAUGUGACAUUUUGCAAACCUCUGAUGAAUGUUUCCUUUUCUGCCAAUAUAGAUUUACAUAUAUUUAGUCAGAUUAUGAGCGCUUAGUGUUCAUAUACACCGAUCAGGCAUAACAUUAUGACCACC